Castor canadensis (American beaver) is the source of this 885-nucleotide messenger RNA. NCBI's taxonomy places the organism in Eukaryota, Metazoa, Chordata, Mammalia, Rodentia, Castoridae. The record is from RefSeq and is a predicted model, not a curated record.
CACAGACGCUCCGGCCUCAGGUCUGUGCCCCCGCGCGGGGCCCCGGCCGAGUGGCCGCAGGGAGCGGCCGGAUGGAGCGGAGGAUGAAAGGCGGAUACUUGGACCAGCAAGUGCCCUACACCUUCUGCAGCAAAUCUCCCGGAAAUGGGAGCUUGCGCGAAGCGCUGAUGGUCCCGCAGGGGAAGCUCGUGGACCCGGGCUCCCUACCGCCUUCCGACUCCGAAGAUCUCUUCCAGGAUCUAAGUCACUUACAGGAGACAUGGCUCGCUGAAGCUCAGGUACCAGACAGCGAUGAGCAAUUUGUUCCUGAUUUCCAUUCAGAAAACUUAGCUUUCCAUAGCCCCACCACCAGGAUCAAGAAGGAGCCCCAGAGUCCCCGCACAGAGCCGGUCCUGUCCUGCAGCAGGAAGCCGCCACCCCCCUACCACCAUGGCGAGCAGUGCCUUUAUUCUAGUGCCUAUGACUCCUCCAGACAAAUUGCCAUCAAGUCCCCUGCCCCUGGUGCCCCUGGACAGUCACCCCUGCAGCCCUUUCCCAGGGCAGAACAACGGAGUUUCCUGAGAUCCUCUAGCACCUCCCAGCCCCACCCUGGCCAUGGGUACCUCGGGGAGCAUAGCUCCGUCUUCCAGCAGCCCCUGGACAUGUGCCACUCCUUCACAUCAUCUCAGGGAGGGGGCCGGGAACCCCUCCCAGCCCCCUACCAACACCAGCUGUCGGAGCCCUGCCCACCCUACCCCCAGCAGAGCUUCAAGCAGGAGUACCACGACCCCCUGUAUGAACAGGCCGGCCAGCCAGCUGUGGGCCAGGGUGGGGUCAGUGGGCACAGGUUCCCAGGGGCGGGGGUGGUGAUCAAACAGGAGCGGACGGACUUCGCCUACGACACAG